Molecule: messenger RNA, 1851 nt
Organism: Ctenocephalides felis (cat flea)
Lineage: Eukaryota; Metazoa; Arthropoda; Insecta; Siphonaptera; Pulicidae
Product: myotubularin-related protein 2-like
Exons: 11
Coding region: 18-1850 (610 amino acids)
Biological process (GO): dephosphorylation
Molecular function (GO): phosphatidylinositol-3,5-bisphosphate 3-phosphatase activity
Source: RefSeq, a predicted model, not a curated record
AUUACAUUAAAAUAAUCAUGGACAAACGUGCUUCGACAGAUCUAAUAAAUACCGAAAUGUAUGUAAUUUCACCCUCUAAAAAUGUAAGUUCAGACUCAUUAGAUUCUGAUUCAAAGUCUAGUUCUUUAAAUUCAAAGCAUAACAAUGAAUUGGCUGAAGAUGCAAUCCCAUUAAUUUCUGGUGAAAUGGUAGUCAGUUCAUCAAAAGAUGUUACUUAUCUAUGUCCAUAUAGUGGGCCAGCUCGAGGAACGCUCUCUGUCACUAAUUAUAAAUUAUACUUUAAAGCAGCUGAGAGGGAACAUUAUAUACUAGAUGUACCUUUGGGCGUGGUAUCAAGAAUUGAAAAAGUUGGUGGAGCUAGUUCUCGUGGUGAGAACAGUUAUGGCAUUGAAGUAUUUUGCAAAGAUAUGAGAAAUUUAAGAUUUGCUCAUAAACAAGAAUUACAUUCAAGAAGAAGUAUUUUUGAACGAUUACAACAAUAUGCAUUCCCUUUAUCACACAAAACAUCACUAUUUGCUUUUACAUACAAGGAACAAUUUAAAGAAAAUGGUUGGAACGUUUAUGAACCUAUAGCAGAACUUAAAAGAAUGGGUAUUGGCAAUAGUGAUUCUUGGAGAAUAACUAAAGUUAAUGAUAAAUAUGAGAUUUGUGAUAGUUAUCCUUCUGUUUGGGCUGUUCCUGUUUCAUGUACUGAUGAUGAUCUUCGAGCUGUUGCAGCCUUCAGGAGUAGAGGACGACUGCCAGUUCUUUCAUGGAUUCAUCCCAUUUCACAAGCGAGCAUUACUAGAUGUUCACAACCACUUGUUGGAGUCAGUGGUAAACGAAGUGCAGAUGAUGAGACAUAUGUCAGGACACUUAUGGAAAUAAAUUUACAAUCUCACAAAUUAUCAAUCAUUGACGCAAGACCGAUGGCUAAUGCAAUUGCAAAUAAAGCUAAGGGUGGCGGUUAUGAAAAUGAAGAUGCAUAUAUACAUGCUGACUUGGUUUUUCUUGAUGUCCAUAAUAUCCAUGUAAUGAGAGAAUCUCUGAGAAAAUUAAAAGAACUUUGUUUCCCAGGCAUUGAUGAAACAAAAUGGUUAUCCAAUUUAGAACAAUGCUAUUGGUUAAAACAUUUGAAAGGAAUUAUUGCUGGUGCUGUCAGAAUUGUGGAUAAAAUAGAAAACCAUCGGAGUUCAGUUAUGGUGCAUUGUUCAGAUGGUUGGGAUCGAACAGCACAGCUUACAGCUCUUUCCAUGCUACUUUUAGAUCCAUACUAUCGCACUAUGCGUGGUUUCCAAGUUCUUAUUGAGAAAGAGUGGCUGUCAUUUGGUCAUAAAUUUCAACAGCGUGUUGGACAUGGUGAUGACCAUCAUAGUGAUGCUGAUCGUUCCCCAGUAUUCCUGCAAUUUAUGGAUUGUGUAUGGCAAGUUGGUCAACAAUUUCCAACUGCAUUACAAUUCAAUGAACAUUUCAUGAUUACUGUUAUUGAUCAUUUGUAUUCAUGUCGUUUUGGAACCUUUCUGUGUAAUACGGAAAGAGAACGCGUCAAAGAAGAUGUUAAGAAUCGUACAGUAUCAUUAUGGUCAUAUACAAAUAGCUGUAAUCCAGAGCAAUAUAUAAAUCCAUUAUACAAUGAUUCUGGGCCCACUGUUCUACUUCCAGUUGCCUCCAUUCGUGUUAUAAAGUUAUGGAAAGGAUUAUAUUGUCGCUGGAAUCCUAGUAUGAGACCUCAGGACCCAGUUUACCAAAGAAGUAGAGAAUUAUUGGCUUUAAGAGAACAACUUGAAAGACAAUUAGAAUGCAGUAAAGAAUUAAGAGCAAAGGGAAGUAAUGCUACACAUAGUCGAGUUACUUCUUCACCAUUACACUAAG